Messenger RNA from Bactrocera oleae (olive fruit fly), 2644 nucleotides. It is a transcript of the gene Pex13, whose product is annotated as peroxin 13. NCBI's taxonomy places the organism in Eukaryota, Metazoa, Arthropoda, Insecta, Diptera, Tephritidae. The record is from RefSeq and is a predicted model, not a curated record. Gene Ontology annotation, cellular component: peroxisomal membrane; peroxisome; peroxisomal importomer complex. Gene Ontology annotation, biological process: protein import into peroxisome matrix, docking. Gene Ontology annotation, molecular function: protein binding.
AGUUCGUAAAGUCGAAAUUUCAGUAAAAACUGGAUUGUGUGCUGCAAUAAAAUAAAACUGGGUUUCAUAAAGCAAUGUUUUUCUUAAGGUUGGCAGCACUAAUACAUUACAAUGUUAUGUUUUUGCAAACUGUCAAAAUAUAUAGAUUAUCAUUCGAUCUGAUUCACAUACUCGUGGAUAGGUUUAUUGUUUAUCGUGUUUUUUGUUUGGAGAAUAAAGUCUGAAAAGGAUAUUAUCCGUUAAAAGACAGAUUAGUCCGACUAAGGUCGGAGUGUAACAUAAUUAAAUUAAUUGUGUUGAAUGUUAUUAAAUAACUCACGAUAGCAGGUUAAAGUCAAUCGAUAAAAUUAACUUCCACCAUUACAAUUAAGUUUUGGAACAAAGUUCAAGCACUUCGUUAGUGAAAGCGAAGAAACACAAAGUUUCGAAAACAUGGAAAACAUCAUGGUGGAUAACGGCGUAGCUACAAAUAAUUUCAGAAGUCCUAUAUUGAUGGAAUCAAAUUUAAUGCCACCAGCAAGUAUCGCAACCGGCGGAGGAGUACGAACUGUGGGAAAUAGCAGUGACACACAACUAAGCACACCUUUCGCUGGCAAUGUACGUGCGUUACCUCCACCACUACCACAAGCUCCAUAUAAUACCAACACCGGAUAUAGUACCAACAACACUUUCGGUGCGUACGGUGGUUAUACAGGUUACAAUAAUUUUGGCAACAGUUUUGGCUCAUACGGUGGAUAUGGUAACAGUUAUGGCAGUUACGGCUCGUUUGGGGGCUAUGGGAAUGGUUUUGGUGGGGCUUACAAUCGCUUUGGCUUGGGCGGCAAUAAUCCUAUGGAUCCUGAAAUGCGUUUCGUACAAAUGGCGGAAGCGAGCGCAAGACCUGCGUUUCAAAGUAUUGAAUCGCUUGUAUCGGCUUUUGGAAAUAUAGCUGCAAUGCUUGAUUCUACAUUUUUUGCACUGACUAGUUCGUUUCGUGCUAUAUUGGGUGUAGCAUCGAAUUUUGGACGAUUACGAGGUGUAUUUGCACAGUUUUGGCAAACAUUCGCGAUAUUUCGUGGACUAACAUGGAUAUAUAAAAAAAUAAUAUACUGGCUUCGUUUAUCAAAUAUUGAUCCGUCAAGCGAGACGUUCAAACAAGCUUUCGCUGAAGCCGUCAAUGAUUCUUCACAACAAUCGGGCGCACCUAAGUUACCCCACAAAGGUCAAUCCCCAUGGCCGGUAUUGGCUUUUAUAAGUUUUAUAUUUACAGCACCAUACCUUAUAAUGAAACUCUUGGGUACAGUAACAAAUACAGCGCAGGAGGAAGCGCGUAAUCCAACAAAGUGGAUUAAUCCCAUCGAAACUGUUGCAAUGUAUGAUUUUCAAGCUAGAAAUCCUACUGAAUUGAGUAUGCAUAGCAACCAACCUUUGCUCAUUGCGCCGAGAGAAAUACAAAAUACGCUUGGAAUGUUGAACACCGGCUGGGCUAUAGCCUGCACUGUAAACCAACAGAAUGUUGGCAUUAUACCGAUAAAUUAUGUGAAAAGUCCGCAACAAUUGCGUGAAGAGCAACAACAGCCAAAAUGUCUAAAUCAACAGCAACCGAUGUCGCAGUUGACCGAACCGAACAUAAACAAGCAACCGCAGCCAGCGUUAAUGGACUUAUCAGCCUCGUCUUUUCCUGCGCCGCCCACCAUUCAACAAAAUGACGGUACUGACGCUCUGCCUGAUUUCGACAUUGCACCACAACCACUUGGCAAAACCAAUACUGUCUCGAUAUUAGCUCCCAGUGGCAGCGAUGAAAUAUAAUGAGAUGCAUUGCGAAUAAUGUAGUAGUAUGGGUUUGCACCGCUUAAACAUUACAUUAUAUUUAUUACAAAUAUUUUGUUAUUUAAACGUAAUACGUUGAGAAUUCCUGUUGCUCACUUUAAAAAGUUGAGCAUUAGUUAAAACGUUAUGUACGGUGUACUUUGAUCAUGAAAUUUUGUUGUAACUUUUGCUGCAUUUUUUUAACUUCAUAUUUUUUUAAAUUUAAAUAGGUGUAUAGUAAACUUGAAAAAAAUAAAUAAAUACAUAUGUAUAUGCACGUAGGAAUAAAGUUGUAGCUUUAUACAUAAAUAUGUAUAAUAAUUCUUGUGCACGAACUUGUUUUUAAGCUUCAGACUAAAAUAAAAAUAAGUAUAUUAUUUGUCAGAUAAAAUCACUUUAUUAAAAUUAAUGUUAUUUAUGGCAUGUGGUAUUCAAAUAAAAAAAAUAUAUAUUAUGUGCUAGACGACAUACCAAUAAAUGAACCAUACAAAUUCGAAGAGUUUAGUAAAUUUUUAUUUCAUUUUUAUAUUUUUACUUUGUGAAUUUAUUAAAACAAAAAAUAGCUAGGUAGAUGUACUUGUAUAUUACGCUACAUUUAAAAAAUUAAAUCAGUGCAAAACAAUAUUUCGAAACAACCAAUGCCGCCAAAUUUAAUUUGGUCUUUACCACAAGAUUAUAUAGUCUAGAGAAAUAGUAUUUUAUUUAUAACUUAAAAUUUUUGUCAAAUCAAAAUUCAAAAUAUGCUAACUUUAGAUUUUAAGUUUAAUUUUUGAGAUUUGCUUUUUAGUUUUUUUUUUUUAAUCUAUGCUUAAAAAUUUUAAGCUUGUUUAAUAAAUACCCAACAUAAAUAAUUGAA